AUGGCUCCGCCCCUGUGUGCCCCGAGGGGACGGGCGGAGGGGCUGAGCAAAGGCAUAAAGGCGCCUCCACCUCCAGCCUGGCUGCUGCUCCUGCUUCACCAUCUCCUCCGCCCUCGAAGCCCUCGAAGCGCGCCUCCUCCACCAAGAGAGCGCCGCCGCUCCGAGCCGCGCACCAGGCGGGCGAGUCUGCUCAGGAACCACCACCACCAGCAGCUGCUGCAGCACCUUUGGGUCUUGAGCAGGAUGAGCCUGGCGCGCUCUUGGGGGGCUCUGGUGGGGCUGGCCCUCCUCCCCCUCCUCCUCCUCCUCCUGCCCUCCACGUCGGCAUCGGAAGAGGGCCCGCCUGACCCCGAGUCGGAGGGCUACCAAGUCGUCACCUUCAAAUGGCACCACGUCCAGGACCCAUACAUCAUCGCCCUCUGGAUCCUGGUGGCCAGCGUGGCCAAGAUCUUCUUCCAUCUGUCCCAUAAAGUCACCACUGUGGUUCCAGAGAGUGUUCUGCUCAUUAUCCUUGGCCUUCUCCUGGGUGGCAUCGUGCUUGCAGCUGACCAUAUCGCCUCCUUCACCCUUACACCAAAUGUCUUUUUCUUCUACCUGCUGCCACCCAUCGUCUUAGAUGCAGGAUACUUCAUGCCAAACCGGCUCUUCUUCGGCAACUUGGGCACAAUUCUUCUCUAUGCUGUGGUUGGGACCAUCUGGAAUGCUGCCACCACAGGCCUUUCUCUGUACGGAGUGUAUCUCAGCGGAAUAAUGGGUGAACUUCAAAGUGGAUGGCUGGAUUUUCUCCUGUUCGGCAGUCUAAUAGCUGCAGUAGACCCUGUUGCGGUGCUGGCUGUGUUUGAAGAAGUCCAUGUCAAUGAUGUCCUCUUCAUCAUUGUUUUUGGAGAAUCACUGCUUAACGAUGCAGUAACUGUGGUGUUAUACAAUGUGUUUGACUCAUUUGUUUCAAUAGGAGCAGAAAAUAUAACAGCUGGAGACUGUAUCAAAGGCAUAGUAUCUUUCUUCGUGGUGAGCAUUGGCGGCACUCUCAUUGGUGUUAUCUUCGCAUUACUGCUCUCAUUCAUCACCCGUUUUACAAAACACGUCAGAAUCAUAGAGCCUGGAUUUGUAUUCGUCGUCUCCUACUUGUCUUAUCUGACUGCUGAAAUGCUCUCGCUUUCUGCCAUCCUUGCGAUAACCUUCUGUGGGAUCUGCUGUCAGAAAUAUGUCAAGGCAAAUAUUUCAGAACAGUCUGCUACCACUGUGAGGUACACUAUGAAGAUGCUGGCUAGUGGUGCAGAGACCAUUAUUUUCAUGUUCCUUGGAAUUUCUGCCGUUGAUCCUUCUAUCUGGACUUGGAACACAGCUUUUAUACUUUUGACAUUAGUCUUCAUUUUUGUCUACAGAGCCAUCGGUGUAAUUUUGCAGACAUGGGUCUUGAACCACUUCCGAAUGGUCCAGCUGGGGAUAAUAGACCAAGUGGUGAUGUCCUAUGGUGGCCUCCGUGGUGCAGUUGCUUUUGCUUUGGUGGUCCUUUUGGAUGGACACAAAGUCAAGGACAGAAACCUAUUUGUCAGCACAACAAUCAUUGUUGUGUUUUUUACUGUAAUAAUUCAGGGUUUGACUAUCAAGCCUUUGGUCCAAUGGCUGAAAGUGAAAAGAAGUGAGCACAGAGAACCCAAACUGAAUGAGAAGCUCCAUGGCAGGGCUUUUGACCACAUUCUUUCCGCUAUUGAAGAUAUAUCUGGCCAAAUAGGACACAAUUACCUGAGAGACAAGUGGUUGAAUUUUGACAGACAAGUACUCAGCAAAUUACUGAUGAGAAGGUCUGCUCAGAAAACCAGAGACCAGAUUCUUAAAGUUUUCCGUGAACUCAAUUUGAAGGAUGCCAUCAGCUAUGUAGCAGAGGGAGAGCGAAGAGGUUCUCUGGCAUUCAUCCGUUCCCCAAGUAUUGACAACACAGCUAAUGUGGACUUCAGUAUUAUCAAUCAAAUGAAUGGAGACACUUCUGUCUCGCAGCUACUGAGAGGGAGUGUCAGCUCUGUCUGCCUUGACAUGCAAGCCCUAGAAGAGAGAAGGAAAAGUAUCAGAGAUGCUGAAGAUAUGUUCACCCACCAUACCCUACAACAAUAUCUGUACAAACCCCGGCAAGAGCACAAACUUCUGUAUAGUCGCCAUGAAAUAACUCCAAAUGAAGAUGAUAAGCAGUACAAGGAGAUUUUCCGCCGAACCAUGAGAAGGCGCUUGGAGUCUUUCAAGAGCACCAAACUUGGGUUGCAGCAAUCUAAGAAGACCAUGAAAACGCACAGGAGGGGCCAAAAAAGAAAAAAUAGCAAUGUCAUUCCAAAUGGAAAUCUGCCCACAGAAGCCAUAAACGAUAAAGAAAUUGAGAUUUCUGAACCAGAAGAGAAUGAUUAUGAUCCUCGACAAACAGGGCUAGCAAUGGACUUCUUAGCUAAUGUCACCAAGCAGAAUUUCACAGACACAAGUGGUAUUGAUAAUCCAGUGUUUUCAGCCGACGUUGAACCAAAUGCCUCCAUGAGGUUUCCACCUUGGCUAUCUUCUGAAGAGAUGGUGGUGCCAUCCCAAAGGGCCCGCGUGCAAAUACCUUAUUCUCCAAACAACUUCCAACGGCUUGCCCCUAUCCGACUGAGCAAUAGAUCCAUAGAUUCCUUUUUUCAAAUAGAUGGUCCCGAAGAACGACCUAGAACCUUCCUCCCAGAUUCAACACACAUGUAA
Molecule: messenger RNA, 2718 nt
Organism: Anolis sagrei ordinatus
Lineage: Eukaryota; Metazoa; Chordata; Lepidosauria; Squamata; Anolidae
Gene: SLC9A3
Product: solute carrier family 9 member A3
Biological process (GO): sodium ion import across plasma membrane; proton transmembrane transport; regulation of intracellular pH
Cellular component (GO): plasma membrane; apical plasma membrane; brush border membrane
Molecular function (GO): sodium:proton antiporter activity; potassium:proton antiporter activity
Source: RefSeq, a predicted model, not a curated record